CCUCGGACCGCGGGACGUCGGUGCCUCGGACCCCGGCACAGCGUCCCCAGCGCCGCCCCCUCCCGCAGCGAUGGGCGAGUGGGGCUUCCUGAGCUCGCUGCUGGACGCCGUGCAGGAGCACUCGCCCAUGGUGGGCCGCUGCUGGCUGCUGGUGAUGCUGCUCUUCCGCGUGCUGGUGCUCGCCACGGUGGGCAGCGACGUCUUCGAGGACGAGCAGGAGGAGUUCGCGUGCAACACGCGGCAGCCGGGCUGCAAACCGGUGUGUUACGACGCGGCCUUUCCGCUCUCGCAUUACCGCUUCCUGGUUUUCCACGUGCUCGCGCUCUCGGCGCCCGCC
This is a messenger RNA of Meleagris gallopavo (turkey), 337 nucleotides long. RefSeq names its product gap junction protein delta 3 (gene GJD3). Gene Ontology annotation, biological process: cell-cell signaling. The record is from RefSeq and is a predicted model, not a curated record. Gene Ontology annotation, cellular component: connexin complex. NCBI's taxonomy places the organism in Eukaryota, Metazoa, Chordata, Aves, Galliformes, Phasianidae. Gene Ontology annotation, molecular function: gap junction channel activity involved in AV node cell-bundle of His cell electrical coupling.